This is a messenger RNA of Poecilia latipinna (sailfin molly), 868 nucleotides long. Its product is annotated as uromodulin. The record is from RefSeq and is a predicted model, not a curated record. Lineage: Eukaryota; Metazoa; Chordata; Actinopteri; Cyprinodontiformes; Poeciliidae. The annotation marks the transcript as partial. The transcript has 5 exons.
GCAGACUCAAACAUCGAAUGUGUUAGCAGUUCUGGUACCAUGUCAGUAUCUCGCUGCCAGCUGUUUGAAGCGGGCUUCCACUCCAGUGCUCUCCAUCUCCGAGACAGCUCCUGCAACGGGACUCUUCAGGAUGGACGACUUGUCUUCCACUUUGACAAUGACAACCAUCUGUGUGGGACAGCUCUUAGGAGCAAUGGAACUCACUUCAUGUAUUAGAACACUAUUCAGGGGAAUGUGGAUCCUCAUGGAGGUUUGAUCAACCGUGAGAGGAAUCUUCAUCUGGAUUUCUGUUGUGUUUAUCCACUUGCUCAAGCUCUGUCAAUGGCUGUGGGCAUCAACCCUGUGGAGAGCAUUUUGAAGAAGAAGCUUCCUGCUGGCACUGGAUCAUAUAGUGUGAGGAUGAUCCCCUAUGAGGAUGAAGGUUUCCACUUCCCCUUCAGCACGAACGGAAACAUAGAACUGGAAGUUGAUCAGAUGUUUUACGUGGAGGUGCGAACAGAAGGGGUGGAUCAGCGUCAAUUUGCCACAGUUCUGGACUCCUGCUGGGCCACACCAGUCAACCAAGCAAACUACCCUGUCCGCUGGGAUCUCAUUACUUCACUGUGUCCUAAUCCAGAAGAUGGAACCGUAGAGGUGAUUCAGAACGGUGUCUCCACUGUGUCUCGUUUCUCCUUCAGGAUGUUCACCUUCACCAACCACACACAGAUUUACUUGCACUGCAGUGUCCACUUGUGUCUUUUGAGCAGCAACAACUGCAGAACUCAUUGCUACCCGGGUCACCACACUCUAUUCAAGAGGGACGUGUCUUACCAUGACUCUGCAGCUCUGUCAAUUGGACCACUGGUACUCGGGGCACAACCAAACACUG